Molecule: messenger RNA, 5685 nt
Organism: Leptopilina heterotoma
Lineage: Eukaryota; Metazoa; Arthropoda; Insecta; Hymenoptera; Figitidae
Exons: 8
Coding region: 1819-5340 (1173 amino acids)
Source: RefSeq, a predicted model, not a curated record
CGUUUUUGUUUAUUUUAUUUGUGUAGGAGUGUAGUGUAUUAUAGUGCAUUGUAUGAAGUUGUAGAACUUUAUUUUUUUUUAACACGCUGUGGUCGAGAGUAUAAAUUGUGAUAUUUGGAUACCCUGGAGAUUAUUUUUAGAUUUUUAAUAAAUAUUUAGGCUGCGUCUACAACAGAAAAAAUAAUGUGUAGAAAAUUGAGUAAUAUAUAGUGUAAUUGCCCCUGACAGUUGUCAAUGCCAAAAACAAUACACAUUACACUACAAAUUACACAUUAUUUUUUUCUAUUGUAGACGGUUUGUGGAAUUCACUUAAUUGGUAUCAAUUAUGUGUUUGAAACCCUUUAUAUUCUUUUCAAUUUCGAAAGAUCUUUUUUUGCUAGACUUUUGCGUACCUUAUAAGAAGCGGUUGGUUGAAAGAAAUUGAAAUGUUUACAAACAAAGCUCAAUUCUUAACCAUUUCAAUGCCAAACUAAUGUCAUUUUUGUAGUUUCAUGUUUUGAUUCCAUUAGAGAUAAUUCAUAUGCACACAUUUAUAUUCCGUUCCGUUUAAUUUGGUACGCAUUACAAAUUUCGAUAAGACUGAAGAAUCAGAUUGGUUUAGUCGUCAUGAAUCAGUCUACUGAGGAUACGAAAAAUAAACAUUACUGUCCAAUAGAAAGUUGUCUACAGUCUUUUUCUUAUAAACGAGAUUUGCAAAAUCACAAAAAGAGUCACAAAGGUCAAAUAAAUUAUCAAUGUAAAGAAUGCGCAAAAACAUUUACAUGGCCCGAGGACUAUUUAAAUCACAAACAUGAACAUUGGAUUGAGAAAAAAAAGGUUAGAUUGUUAAAAAUUUUGCAAAUACGCAUAUAAUAAUUUGAUGAAAAAAUACAUUUUCCUAAAAACUGUACAAUUAUCAUAAAUAAUUUUUUUGUAACUUGUAAGGGUGGAAUUUGCAACAUAGAAUUUUACCAAAGAAAAAUAAAACGUCACAAAUUUACAUCUCGACCCGUUACUCCGAAACUAACUUCACCACAACAAAAUCUUCACAAAUCUCAUCGGGGAGUUCCUCUUCUCCAAGCUGCGAUGUAAAAAACAACUUUGACAAUGGACCAUUCCUUUUUAAACAGAUGACCGUUGAGACGCUACCAAAUUAUAACGACUUUGGCACUCUCAACCGUUUACAGCACAAACAAAAAUAGAAAUAAAACACUUAAAACUCUCAAUUAACAAAAAUAAAACCCAUUUAUUAAUUAAACCAAAUAAACUCUAAAUCAAACAACAAAAAUAUAAAAUAAAAUAUUCAAUAACGUAAUUCGAUAAUUGACGCUAGUCAAAAAUCACGUCGCGACUACUUGAACCUCUGCAAGUAAGUGACAAGCAAGUGUAAAUCCGAUCUCCUCAUCACCGGUUGGCUUCCUCAUCAUAUUUUGCUUCUUCCUUUUUCCUAUGGAAAAUUGGGAAAAACCCUUCUUUCUUAUCCCCACUGUACAGCACCUAAAAUGGUCUUGGAAAGGGUCAUUGGUCAUGUGACGGUCUCUGGCAAUUAAUCAUGCGCGAAAUCAUUUAAAUUCAGAUUUCACGAAUGACACAGGUCUCGGGUCGCUGAACCAAGGACACACACAAGGGACUUGACAAGAAAACAAGACAAAACUAUGAUAAGAGAGAGAACGACGAACAACUUACUAUAAUGAAAUUUACUUUUCCUACACACGACAGAUUUGGAGAAAUAAGUAACGAUUCACCUCGUUACAAACUAUGUUAUUAUAGACCAUAGAAAAAAACCGACAGAAAGAAAAAACUGAGAAAGGAAACACAACAUAUAUAGCUAAAUCAGCAAUGUCGACAUCGACCACAACUGCAACACCCGUAAAAAAACGUCAGACAAAUAGAAAAGAAGCAUCUUUUCCGAUUCACUCUCCUGGCUUACAAACUUUAUCAUCAUCUCAAGCUCAAUCUCGCAAAAAGUCGUUUCACGAAUUGAAUAAACUGAAGAUGGACAAAAACACGCAACACGAGACGAGUAAAGUAAAAUCUAAAGCGGAAUCAGUUAAGUCGACAUCGUCAUCGGAUUCAAAACCUGUCGAAAUUCGACGGACAGAUAUGAAAAAAACGUCUUCUCCGAUUUGUUGUCCUCCUGGUUCACAACCUCCACAAUCAUCUCCAGCUCAAUCACACAACAAGUCAAUUCAGGAAUUGAAGAAACUGAAGAUGGACGAAACCAUGGUGCCCGGCACGAGUAAAGAUUCAAAAAAACGAAAAUUUGAAGAGGAAUCAGUUAAGUCGACAUCGUCAUCGGAUUCAAAACCUGUCGAAAUUCGACGGACAGAUAUGAAAGAAACGUCUUCUCCGAUUUGUUGUCCUCCUGGUUCACAACCUCCACAAUCAUCUCCAGCUCAAUCACACAACAAGUCAAUUCAGGAAUUGAAGAAACUGAAGAUGGACAAAAACACGCAACACGAGACGAGUAAAGUAAAAUCUAAAGCGGAAUCAGUUAAGUCGACAUCGUCAUCGGAUUCAAAACCUGUCGAAAUUCGACGGACAGAUAUGAAAAAAACGUCUUCUCCGAUUUGUUGUCCUCCUGGUUCACAACCUCCACAAUCAUCUCCAGCUCAAUCACACAACAAGUCAAUUCAGGAAUUGAAGAAACUGAAGGAAGGAGAACAAUCUUUGCCGAGUACUUCUACUGAUGUGCCGCCUCCACAAUCACCACCCAGGAUGUUAAUUCGCGGGUUGAAGAAACCACAGAUUGACACCAAGCAAGAAAAAAAACAAGACUCCUACACAACAUACAUGUCCCUCAACUCAAUUUUACGCAAUGAUGAUGAGAAUUGCAUAAAAAAUAAAAUUGAACACGAUGUAGAAAAUGCCAGUCGAAUAAAAAUUUUGACUGCAAUAUUCAUAAACUUUAUAAUGAAUAAACCAGAGUGUCAACUAUCAAAAGAGUUCGCAAUUUGCGGCUUCAAUCAUUACAGAGUCAUGAAUUGCUUCAAGAAAAGAAAAGUAGAAGAUUAUAUUUCAUGUAAGAAAAAGGAUCCUGAAUUGUACACAUUAUUGGAGGAAUUCAAACUUGCAAUGGCAGACGAAGAAAGUGAAAUUGAUCCUGUGUUAUUUGACGAAUUUAUUAAGAACAGUGAAAAAGAGAACCAAGUUUAUGAAAAUAAAGAAGAGCAACUCAAACAAUACAACAAAUUCCGAAUUGAAAAAUUGACUAACAUUAAUUGUCAAUAUCAAACAAAUCUUCUUUUGCAAGCAGCACGGGAAAUGGACAAGGAUUUUCGCGUUCAUUUACACAUGGAAGGACCAAAAAUAUUAAAAAAAUAUCUUAAAUUUAAAGAGUUUGGAGUUCAAACAAAAGAGGAAGUUGAUAAACAGGAUACAAGUGUAAAGAAUGAAAAAACAGAGGACAUCAAGGAAAAAGAAAAAAGAGCAAAGAAGAAUAAAAGAAGACUUGAAAAUUUUGAAAGGAAGGUCGAGAAAAGAAAGAAAGAGAACAAGAAAUUGAAGGAAGAAAGAAGAGAAGUAACUGCAGAAGAAGUAAAGGAAACCCAUAAAAAUAAUAAAAAAAUUGCUCGUGAAGAAGCAAAUAAAGUUUACACUAAAACUAUAUGUAAGAAUCGAGAAGAAGAAAAAGUGAAGAUAUUAAGAAAAAAAAAUGAGAAGAUGGAUAAAGAAGAAGCGGAGAAAAAUCAACAAGCUCGGAUAGAGCAAAAAAACACCCAAAUAAAGGAACGAAAGGAAAAAGGAAGGAACGUAGUAAAAAUUACAUUCAAAAAGAACGGAAUUAAACAAUCUUUGACAAAAGAGGAAAUAAAGGAAAAAGAGAAGAAAGUAGAAAAAGCACUGGAUAAUUUACUUUUUUAUAAUCGCUGCACAGAUGAAAAGUUAUGCAGUUAUUUAGAAGAAAUAAAGAGAGAAACGGAAGAAAUUGAUAUUCGGUUGGAAAAAAAGAUGGACGAAAAAGAAAAAAAUGAAAAGGGAAAAGGAAAAGGAAAGAAACAAAAAAUGAAGAAGGAGAAAGAAGAGGUUCAACUUUUAGACUUUUUAGAUUUAGACAAUGAGUACGAAUGUUGCAAAUUUUUACCAUUAUAUAUGAGAAUUCAAAGAGAAUUUGUUGACAAUGGAUUGAAGGGGUUUGUUUUGUUUCCAAUGAGACGCUUCGGUUUGCAACACGUUACAUUAACUCAAACAAUUUUAGAGAAAGAUUUUCUUCCUUACUUAAACACUUUAUCAAAAAAAAAGGUUGUUGAAGUAAGCGAGAUGAAGCAAAAGUUGAAUGAACAAGACGAAAAGAAUAAAAUAAAAAACACUACAAAAAGAGAAAAUGCAAAAAAGGGAAAGAAUGCUUUAGAGAAAAAAUUUGAUAAGUUAAAAAUAUUGUGGCAAGGAAUGUUCGAUUUAAAAAAAGUGACGAAAAAUAAGAAGAAGCGAGAAUGCAGUGUUCCUCGGGCUAUGCAGACGGAUGGCGUAAAAGUGUCUCUCAUAUACAAUUUGAAGAAAGCAGAGAAGAUUAAAUCCUCGUCAAAUAAAAGGAAGAAAAAAAAUAAUUAUGAUCGACUUGUGGGUCUUGAUCCAGGUUUGAAGGCAAUGUUUGGUGGAGCAGUGCGUGAUGGCGAUCCGCAUGUAAAAAUUGAUCAAACAUCAAAAAAAAUUAGCAAGACGCAGGACACUCCUAUUUAUGUGAAUGCUAAGACAUUCCGAUUUCGUGCUGGAGAAUAUCGUCGAAAAAAAAUGCUUCACAAAUACUCAAAAAACAUUGAGGAGAGGUUCGACAGUUUUUUGAAAAAAAAUGUAAAGUAUAAUAAUGUCGAGAAAAGAGAUCCGAGAAAGUAUCUGCUACUUGCCAAAUUCAAUUUCAAACAAUUUGAAAUUAAGCAAGCAGCAUUGACAAGAAAAUGCUUUCGGAAUUUAAGAUUCAACAAAUUGAUAUCUGUGCAACGCGAAACAGAUCGACUCGUGAAUUUUAUUAUGGGCGAUGUUAAAAAAAAACCAUGCCUAGUGGCAAUAGGAACGACUUCCAUAAGUCCUUGCAUGAAAGGACACGUAAAAACGCCAGUUCAGAGGAUUGAAAGACGAUUAAGAGAACGCUCAAAGCAAGUUGGCGAAGAAAAAUUAAAAAUUGUUCAUUGUUAUGAAGGCAACACAACAAAAUUUUGCAGCUCGUGCAACCAACAAAAUGUUGUCUCCAGGUCCCCCAAGCGGUAUGCAUUUUGCCAGAAAUGCCAUGUUGUGUGGAACAGGGACGUAAAUGCGGGAAUCAACAUUUUAAAUAUUGCCCUUAUCAAUGAGGACAUAUUGACUGGGGAAAAUAUUCCCAACGCGAAAGUCUUCAAGGGCAUAAAAAGCGUAAAGGACAUGUGAUCCAGAAGCAGCCUAAUGGCAUACAGCAAUGUACAAGUGGGAAUAACAUUAUUCAGAAAGUAAAUAAAAAUGUUAUUUUAACAUGUAGAAACAGGGAUUGUUUUUUUAAAAACAAAGUGAAAAAAAUGAAAAAAAUGAAAAAAAAUGAAAAAAUUGCUAGAUCCGUGGGCAAAAGUAUUUUUUAGUAAUAAUGAAAAAAAGGGUUUAUAUUUAAAGAUUAAAGUUUAAGUGCGAGGUUCAAGUUCCUUUAAAUAUAUUGUUAACAGACACGAGAAAGUUUCUACGUACUGUACAAAAGUUGUGUACCUAUAUAAUUGAAAGAGAAUCGAUUUUAUUGAACAUCAA